Messenger RNA from Acomys russatus (golden spiny mouse), 2153 nucleotides. RefSeq names its product kelch domain containing 4 (gene Klhdc4). The transcript is spliced from 12 exons. Lineage: Eukaryota; Metazoa; Chordata; Mammalia; Rodentia; Muridae. The coding region runs from base 81 to 1850 and encodes 589 amino acids. Gene Ontology annotation, molecular function: protein binding. The record is from RefSeq and is a predicted model, not a curated record.
CGCGCCGCUCGUUUCCGGCUGAGCAGAACGCCAUUCAGCCUCCUUCCGUUGUGUCCAGGUGCCGCUUCAGAACCGGCGCGAUGGGCAAGAAGGGAAAGAAAGAGAAGAAGGGCCGCGGUGCGGAGAAGACAGCCGCUAAGAUGGAGAAGAAGGUGUCCAAGCGUUCGCGGAAGGAGGAGGAAGACCUGGAGGCUCUCAUAGCCCAUUUCCAGACCCUGGAUGCCAAAAAGACCCAGGUUACAGAGACGCCGUGUUCGCCACCCUCUCCUCGGUUAAAUGCCUCCCUGUCUGCGCACCCUGAGAAAGAUGAAUUAAUCCUUUUCGGAGGUGAAUAUUUCAAUGGCCAAAAAACCUUCAUGUAUAAUGAGCUCUACAUCUACGGUAUCAGAAAGGACACCUGGACGAAAGUUGACAUCCCUGGCCCGCCUCCAAGGCGCUGUGCUCAUCAGGCUGUGGUGGUACCACAGGGUGGCGGGCAGCUGUGGAUCUUCGGUGGGGAGUUUGCAUCUCCUGAUGGCGAACAAUUCUACCACUACAAGGACCUCUGGGUCCUGCACUUGGCCACCAAGACCUGGGAACAGAUUCGAUCAACAGGAGGUCCUUCAGGUCGGAGUGGGCAUCGGAUGGUGGCCUGGAAGCGACAGUUAAUUCUUUUUGGUGGCUUUCAUGAAAGCACAAGGGACUACAUUUACUACAGUGAUGUGUAUACUUUCAGCCUGGAUACCUUCCUGUGGAGCAAGCUGUCUCCAUCAGGCCCUGGGCCCACGCCCAGGUCAGGCUGUCUGAUGGCUGUCACCCCCCAGGGCAGCAUAGCCAUCUAUGGGGGUUACUCCAAGCAGAGAGUCAAGAAAGAUGUGGACAAAGGCAUCCAGCACUCAGACAUGUUCCUGCUGAAGCCCGAGGAAGGGGGAGAAGGCAAAUGGACCUGGGCCCGAGUUAACCCUUCAGGGGUCAAGCCUACUGCAAGGUCUGGCUUUUCUGUGGCCGUGGCUCCAAAUCAUCAGAUACUGCUCUUUGGGGGCGUGUGUGAUGAGGAGGAGGAAGAGAGCCUGGAGGGCUUGUUCUUCAGUGACCUGUAUGUCUACGAUGCUGCCAGAAGUCGCUGGUUUGCAGCACAGCUGAAGGGCCCUAAGUCGGAGAAGAAGAAACGGAGGCGGGGCAAAGUAGAGGAGCACGAAGGUGCCACUGAAGAGGACAACAGAGCAACUAGUGCCCCAGAGCCGCUGGAGGUGAUAAAAGAGGUGGUGGCCGAAGAUGGGACAAUGAUCACCAUUAAACAAGUGCUUGCUCCCUCUGGGUUGGUGGUGCGACCCCAACCUAAGGCGGAAGACGGUGCUCCAGAGGCCAGCAGCACGGGGCAGGAGCCAUGUCCACGCUCCAGUGCCAUGCUGGCUGUCAAGCAUGGACUGCUCUAUGUCUAUGGUGGCAUGUUUGAAGCUGGUGACCGCCAGGUGACCCUUAGUGACCUCUACUGCCUUGACCUUCAUAAAAUGGAAGAAUGGAAAACCUUGGUGGAGAUGGAUCCAAAAUCGCAGGAGUGGCUGGAGGAGACAGACUCAGAAGAGGAUAGCAGCUCAGAUGAAGAGGGUGCAGAGGGGGGAGGUGACGACCAGGAAGAGGACAGCACAGAGGACAGUGCUGAGGAGGGAGAAGAUCCACAGCAUCCAGAGGUGGCGCCUGGGGAACAGUAUGCAGAGUACCUGUCCCGGACUGAAGAGCACUGGCUGAAGCUUGCCCGGAACCACGUGGGGCCUGAUGCAAAGGAGAAGAAGGUGUUCAAAGUAGCCCAGGCCAUGGCAAGAACAUUUUUUGAUGAUGCAGGUCAAGGCGUGGCACAGGCCAAGCAUUAGGCUGAGGGAUGUCUUCAGCGUCACUGCUGUCCUGUAAGCAGACGUGAGGAGAGGCCCCUGCGGAGGUUGUCAUCUGUGAAGCCUUGAAUGUCGUCUGUCUGAGGGCUUCACGGUGCCUUCUGUCCACACCAAGGGAAGGUUAGAGCAAGAUGUGAACUUGGGGGACCCGUAGGAUGUGUGUUUCUGUCCUAAUAAAAUGGGGCUGUGUGCUCUUAAGGUUUUCUUUCUUCUACAGAACAAGGAGAUGACGGGAAUGAUGGGAUAAGUGUCAUCAAACUGAAGGUCACCAACAGCCCAGUAGUC